UAAGCACCUCCUAACCCUAGCUCGUCGCUCUCACCGGCCCACUUCCUCUACUGUCCUCACCACCGUCCGAUCCUCCUCCUCCGCCGCCCCUCUCGCUCACUCCCCCUCCUCCGCCCCUCCCUCCCCGCCGCCCCCCUCCGCCAUGAUCUACGACCGUCUUGCCGAAUCCGUGAAGUCCAAACUCAAGCAGCUAGAGAACCCCGACGUGCGUUUCCUCAAAUAUGGAUCCCCGCACCCGACUUUGACCUCUCACACGCACAUCCUCUCGUCUCCCGAGACAAAGAUCACGACUUUACCCAACGGACUUCGGGUUGCCACCGAGUCGAACCUUGCCGUUAAGACGGCGACCGUUGGGGUUUGGAUCGAUGCUGGGUCGAGGUUUGAGACGGACGAGACUAACGGCACAGCGCAUUUCCUGGAGCACAUGAUAUUUAAAGGGACGGAGAGGAGGACCGCUAGGGGUUUGGAGGAGGAGAUCGAGAACAUGGGGGGGCAUUUGAAUGCUUAUACGAGUAGGGAACAGACGACUUAUUAUGCCAAGGUUUUGGAUAAGGAUGUGAACAGGGCGUUGGAUAUUUUAGCUGAUAUUUUGCAGAAUUCGAAGUUUGAGCAGCCACGAAUUUCUCGGGAGAGUGAUGUGAUUUUGAGAGAAAUGGAGGAGGUUGAGGGGCAAACCGAGGAAGUUAUUUUUGACCAUUUGCAUGCAACUGCAUUCCAGUACACUCCUUUAGGUAGAACUAUUCUUGGACCUGCUCAGAACAUCAAGGCAAUUACCAAGGAGCAUCUUCAGAGCUAUAUUCAAACACACUACACUGCUCCCAGAAUGGUGAUUGCUGCCUCUGGAGCUGUUAAGCAUGAGGAUAUUGUGGAGCAAGUGAAGAAAUUUUUCACAAAGUUAUCAUCUGAGCCAACUACUGCUUCUCAACUAGUUGCAAAAGAACCAGCAAUUUUUACUGGUUCUGAGGUUAGAAUAAUUGACGAUGAUAUUCCUCUGGCACAAUUUGCUGUUGCAUUUGCUGGAGCAUCUUGGACAGACCCAGAUUCCAUUGCCUUGAUGGUAAUGCAGGCUAUGCUGGGUUCAUGGAAUAAAAGUUCAGUAGGCGGAAAGCACAUGGGCUCUGAGCUGGCACAAAGAGUCGGCAUUAAUGAAAUUGCGGAAAGUAUGAUGGCCUUUAACACCAACUAUAAAGACACCGGUCUAUUUGGUGUCUAUGCAGUUGCUAAGCCGGAUUGCUUGGACGAUUUAGCCUAUGCAAUAAUGUAUGAGACAACCAAGUUAGCUUACCGAGUUUCAGAAGCUGAUGUCACUCGUGCACGUAAUCAGUUGAAGUCAUCCUUGUUGCUUCACAUCGAUGGAACAAGCCCUGUAGCUGAAGAUAUUGGACGUCAGCUACUUACAUAUGGUCGUAGAAUCCCGUUUGCUGAAUUGUUUGCUAGAAUUGAUGCUGUUGAUGCAAGCACAAUCAAACGCGCAGCCAACAGAUUUAUUUAUGAUAGGGAUAUUGCAAUCGCCGCAAUGGGACCCAUCCAGGGUUUGCCCGACUACAACUGGUUCAGACGCAGAACCUACUGGAACCGAUACUAGAUUAUCUUUCUACUUUUAUUUACUGCAGCUUUACCUUCUUGGCCGGUUGCAAACAUUUUUUAUUGUUGCAUUUUUACACAAUCAAUGUCCUUGGAGAGGCUUCAGGGCUGGCUUUUUUAAUUAAUUUUUUUCUUAGGCACUUG
This is a messenger RNA of Pistacia vera, 1728 nucleotides long. RefSeq names its product probable mitochondrial-processing peptidase subunit beta, mitochondrial. Gene Ontology annotation, cellular component: mitochondrion. Gene Ontology annotation, molecular function: metalloendopeptidase activity; metal ion binding. The transcript has 9 exons. NCBI's taxonomy places the organism in Eukaryota, Viridiplantae, Streptophyta, Magnoliopsida, Sapindales, Anacardiaceae. The record is from RefSeq and is a predicted model, not a curated record. The coding region runs from base 143 to 1585 and encodes 480 amino acids. Gene Ontology annotation, biological process: proteolysis.